Molecule: messenger RNA, 1261 nt
Organism: Ochotona princeps (American pika)
Lineage: Eukaryota; Metazoa; Chordata; Mammalia; Lagomorpha; Ochotonidae
Gene: PPID
Product: peptidylprolyl isomerase D
Exons: 10
Coding region: 96-1208 (370 amino acids)
Biological process (GO): protein peptidyl-prolyl isomerization; protein folding
Molecular function (GO): peptidyl-prolyl cis-trans isomerase activity; protein binding
Source: RefSeq, a predicted model, not a curated record
GAAGUGGCUCGCGCGCGCCGCCUCCCGCGUCCCGGCUCGGUCGUGCACGAGGAGGUGGCGUGCGGUGGUGCUGCGGAGCGCGGCUGGCCGCCGACAUGUCGCACCCGUCCCCGCAGGCGCAGCCCUCCAACCCUAGCAACCCCCGAGUCUUUUUCGAUGUGGACAUCGGAGAGGAGAGAGUUGGUCGAAUUGUCUUGGAACUGUUUGCAGAUGUUGUGCCGAAAACUGCAGAAAAUUUCCGUGCACUGUGCACAGGAGAAAAAGGCCUUGGCCCCACGACUGGGAAACCUCUCCACUUCAAAGGCUGUCCUUUCCAUCGGAUUAUCAAGAAGUUUAUGAUUCAGGGUGGAGACUUCUCCAAUCAGAAUGGGACAGGAGGAGAGAGUAUCUAUGGUGAAAAAUUUGAAGAUGAGAAUUUCCAUUAUAAGCAUGACCGGGAGGGUCUACUGAGCAUGGCCAAUGCAGGCCGCAACACAAAUGGCUCGCAGUUCUUCAUCACAACGGUGCCAACUCCACAUCUGGAUGGGAAGCACGUUGUCUUUGGCCAAGUGAUCAAAGGAAUAGGUGUGGCAAGGAUGCUGGAGAAUGCAGAGGUGAAGGGCGAAAAGCCUGUCAAGCUGUGCGUGAUUGCAGACUGUGGAGAGCUGAAGGAAGGGGACGACUGGGGGCUGUUCCCGCAGGACGGCUCUGGGGACAGCUACCCCGACUUCCCCGAGGAUGCGGACAUGGAUCCGAAGGAUGUAGACAAAAUGUUGUUAGUAACAGAAGACUUAAAAAACAUUGGAAAUACUUUUUUCAAAUCUCAGAAGUGGGAGAUGGCCAUUAAAAAAUACACAAAAGUUUUAAGGUAUGUGGAUAGUUCCAAGGCUGUUAUUGAGAAAGCAGACGUGUUGAGGCUGCAGCCUGUAGCUUUAAGCUGUGUAUUGAACAUCAGUGCUUGUAAACUGAAGAUGGCCAACUGGCAGGGAGCUGUGGACAGUUGCCUGGAGGCUCUUGAAAUGGACCCAUCAAAUACCAAAGCACUGUACCGCAGAGCCCAAGGAUGGCAAGGGUUAAAAGAAUAUGAUCAAGCUUUGGCUGAUCUUAAGAAAGCUCAGGAGAUCGCACCAGAAGAUAAAGCUAUCCAGGCAGAACUGCUCAAAGUCAAACAGAAGAUGAAGGCAGAGAAAGACAAAGAGAAGGCCGUGUAUGCCAAGAUGUUUGCCUGAGCAGUGAGGAUGGAGCGCCUGGGGCAGCCGGCAGUGAGGGCUCCUGUCUGUCA